UCACCCACCAAACCAAACCGAGUCAUCCUUCGUCGUCUCUCUUUCUUUCUCUUCAACUUCCAUUUCUCGAAAGGCGACGAGAAAAAAAGUAUUUCUCCAGUUUUGGAAUUUUGCCAUGGCUGUUGAUAGCAGAAUGGAUCUACUCAGCGAAAGAGCUCUGUUGAUGAGAGCUUCUCUUCAGAAGAGUCAAACCAUCACCGAUAAUGUUGUCUCUAUCCUCGGCUCUUUCGAUAGUCGUCUCUCUGCUCUCGAAACCGCCAUGCGUCCUACUCAGAUUAGAACUCAUGCUAUAAGGAAAGCUCAUGAGAAUAUUGAUAGGACUCUUAAGGCUGCUGAGGUUAUUUUGUCUCAAUUCGAUCUCACGUCAGGUUUGUUUUACAUGUAUCGCUAUAAAUAGAUAUAAAUGAUAAUGAUCCACAUUGAGAAGAGAUGUGUUUAGUUUUCUGAUUAUGCUCUCAAUUCAAUUCUAGGCAGAGACUAAAGUACUCAAGGGGCCACAUGAGGACCUGGAAAGUUAUCUGGAUGCAAUUGCUCAACUCAGAAAGAUUAUUCGUUAUUUUAUGAGCAACAAAAGCUUUAAGAGUAGCGAUGGAGUUCUCAACCAUGCUAAUAGCUUGCUUGCUAAAGCACAGUCAAAGUUGGAGGAGGAGUUUAAGCAAUUGCUAGCUUCUUACAGUAAAGCCGUGGAGCCUGAUCGCCUAUUUGAUGGCCUUCCCAACUCACUGAGACCAUCCUCAGACGGUGAUGGAGGUGGAAAACCCCACGGAGGACAUCACAACGAUGACGCGGAAACUGCCGCUUAUACACUUCCAAUCCUCAUUCCGUUAAGGGUAUUGCCACUUUUGCAUGACUUGGCACAGCAAAUGGUUCAGGCUGGUCACCAACAACAGUUGCUACAAAUUUAUAGAGAAACACGAUCUUUUGUCUUGGAAGAAAGCCUAAGGAAAUUGGGAGUUGAAAAACUUAGCAAAGAGGAUGUUCAGAGGAUGCAGUGGGAAGUUUUGGAGGCCAAAAUUGGAAAUUGGAUCCAUUUCAUGCGCAUUGCUGUUAAAUUACUCUUUGCUGGAGAAAGGCAAGUAUGUGACCAGAUAUUUCGAGGUUUCGAUUCUCUAAGUGAUCAGUGUUUUGCAGAGGUUACGGUGAGCAGUGUCUCAAUGCUACUUAGCUUUGGGGAUGCUAUAGCCAGGAGCAAGAGAUCUCCAGAAAAGUUGUUUGUACUCUUAGACAUGUAUGAGAUAAUGCGGGAGCUUCAUACAGAGAUUGAGACAAUUUUCAAAGGUAAAGCAUGCCUUGAAAUUAGAGAUUCUGCUACGGGCUUGACAAAGCGGUUGGCGCAGACUGCUCAGGAAACAUUUGGUGAUUUCGAAGAAGCUGUUGAGAAAGAUGCUACAAAGACUGCUGUUCUAGAUGGAACCGUCCACCCACUAACAAGCUAUGUCAUCAAUUAUGUGAAGUUCUUAUUCGACAGCUACCAAACGACAUUGAAGCAACUUUUCUUGGAAUUUGGAAAUGGAGAUGACUCAAAUUCGCAGCUAGCAUCUGUAACAAUGCGGAUAAUGCAGGCACUUCAAAACAACUUGGAUGGAAAAUCGAAACAGUACAAAGAUCCUGCAUUGACACACUUGUUCCUGAUGAACAACAUUCAUUACAUGGUCAGAUCUGUGCGCAGGUCAGAAGCCAAGGAUUUGCUAGGCGAUGAUUGGGUUCAAAGACAUAGGCGUAUCGUGCAGCAACAUGCAAACCAAUACAAAAGGGUUGCCUGGACAAAGAUAUUACAAUGCUCAUCGGCGCAAGGUUUAACCUCAUCUGGGGGAGGAAGUUUAGAGGGAGGAAACAGCAGUGGAGUUUCACGAGGAUUAUUGAAAGAGAGGUUCAAGAUGUUCAAUAUGCAGUUUGAUGAGUUGCAUCAGAGACAAUCUCAAUGGACAGUUCCAGACACAGAGUUAAGAGAGUCACUAAGACUUGCUGUUGCCGAAGUAUUAUUGCCUGCUUACAGAUCAUUCCUCAAACGCUUUGGGCCUUUGGUUGAGAGUGGGAAGAAUCCUCAGAAAUACAUAAAGUAUACAGCUGAAGAUCUUGAAAGAUUGUUGGGUGAGUUGUUUGAAGGAAAGUCUAUGAAUGAACCACGCCGGUAAAGAAACAACCCCAAAAGAUGAUGAAAACUAAUUGUGUAAGGUAAAUUUCUAUCAAACUCUUCUUCUUUUUUGGCUUACCUUACAUAACUAGCUUCGUUGCCAUUGUAUAUGGAGUGUCAACUUUACGUUUAUUGUACUCUACUAUUCUUUGGUUGUGGAAUGUGAAAAUGUCUUUUUUAGUAAACUCAGUGUGUAAAUUACUUGGAGACAGAGUUGUUUCCUUCUGUAUACGUUAACGUUUUGAAGUAAUCAUGUUCUAAUAAGUCUAA
Messenger RNA from Arabidopsis lyrata subsp. lyrata, 2404 nucleotides. RefSeq names its product exocyst complex component EXO70A1. Gene Ontology annotation, molecular function: phosphatidylinositol-4,5-bisphosphate binding. NCBI's taxonomy places the organism in Eukaryota, Viridiplantae, Streptophyta, Magnoliopsida, Brassicales, Brassicaceae. Gene Ontology annotation, biological process: exocytosis. The coding region runs from base 561 to 2135 and encodes 524 amino acids. The record is from RefSeq and is a predicted model, not a curated record. The transcript has 11 exons. Gene Ontology annotation, cellular component: exocyst.